GUGGGAGUCCCGCGAGGGUCGGGAUGUCACCCGGUCCCUGCGAGCAGCCGCGCCCCCCCGCCUCCUCCCCCACCCCGAGCUCGGCGUCGGCCGCUCCACGUGGUCAGGAUCAACAGUUAGUUGAGCUCAUCAGUGACACCUUGAACUUUUCAUAAAGAAAAGGAGUAUUGCAGCGGGGAGACUCGGGCCGCCGCUCCUCCGGGUGGCUCCGAAUCGUCCAGGAUGUCGCACUCGUUUCCCCCUCGCAGAAAUGCCACCGAGUCCGUUACCGGGCUCAGACUUUGGAAGUUAAUUUACAGCAACAGCAAACCACCGCCACCACGGCCGCCCCGCUCCACGCCCCGAACCUUGGCUAGUCACCAGUGCCUCCAGGGCCAGUUUCUCCCUCCCCCCCCACCCCCCCACCCCCCAGCUCGCGUCUGAAAAUGACAUUUCGCCGGCGUCUCGGGAGGGGGGCUGGAUUUCACUUUGUAACUUUCUGCGGAACCCGAGCCCGGGGUGGCAGCUCGGGUUGGUGGUAUCGUAUGCAAAUACGCAUGCUGACGUUACAGAUCAUGUGGGUUUUGGCGUAGAUUCCCCACUGAUCGAGACAUUUUCCCCCCCUCUUUUUUUUUGCCCCCCCUUCUUCUUCUUUUUUUUUUUUCUUUAAAAAAAAUUUUUUUUCCCCCUUGCUCGCCACUCUCUCGUUGCGGGGGCUUGCGCGGUCUGUGUGUCUGGCAGGCUGGGCGCUCGCGGCUCUUUCCCACGGAGCCCGAGCCGGGCGCCCGGAGGGGAGUGGGGAGUGGGUGGGGGGAAAGCCAGCAGAGUUCCAUUUUGGAACGCCCGUGCCGCGUCUCCGCGUUCCCGGCCCGGGUGUCCCCGCGCUCGCCGCCCCGGCGCAGAUCUCAACACACUGCCCUCUCUCAGAAUCACACAGGCAAAGGUUCCCAGGAUGUGAGCUACCCGGGACUGAUAUGAUGCUGCCUCCUGUGUUUUGCCCAUGGAGUGGUCACAGUCUUCUAUGCUGAAAUCAUCCUGAAGACUCAAACACAAAACUUCAGCAUACAAGGGAAGCCAAAGCCAUUGGAGGGUGGGGGGGGGAAGCCAAAAAGCCUUUUGUUCGUUGCAGAUUUUUCACCGGACCACUCCCUUUUCAACCAGCCAUUGCACACAGACAGACAACAUGGCAAGCAAAAGGAAAUCCACAACCCCGUGCAUGGUCCGGACUUCGCAAGUCAUGGAGCAAGAGGUCCCCGAGGAAGGAGACAGGGCCAAAGAGAAAGGAGCGGACUUGCCACAGCCCAGCGCGCCCAAGGACAGCUGGGCUGCGGAACCAGAAAACGCUUCCAAAGAAAACGAAGUGAUCGAGGUGAAAUCCAGCGGGGAAAGUCAGUCCAAAAAACUCCAGGGCGGCUACGAGUGCAAAUACUGCCCCUAUUCCACGCAAAACCUGAACGAGUUCACGGAGCACGUGGACAUGCAGCACCCCAAUGUGAUCCUCAACCCCCUCUACGUGUGCGCCGAAUGUAACUUCACAACCAAAAAGUACGACUCCUUGUCCGACCACAAUGCCAAGUUCCACCCCGGCGAGGCCAACUUUAAGCUGAAGCUGAUCAAACGCAACAAUCAGACGGUCUUGGAGCAGUCCAUUGAGGCCACCCACCACAUCAUGUCCACCGCCACCGGCGGCCCUGGGGUUGGCGAGCACGACCCUGGCAUCCCGGUCAGCAAGACCCCCAUCAUGAAGUCGGGGAAACCCAAAGCGGAUGCCAAGAAGGUGCCCAAGAAGCCUGAGGAGGUCACCCCCGAAAGUCACAUGGACGGGACAGCCCGCCUGGUGACGGACGCUGCAGAGAUCCUUUCCAGGCUGGGAAGCAGCGUGGAGCUGCUCCAGGACUCCCUGGGGCACGUCAUGCCUUCUGUCCAGCUCCCACCAAAUAUCAACCUUGUCCCCAAGGUCCCCGUCCCUCUGAAUACUACCAAAUACAACUCCGCCCUGGACACCAACGCCACCAUGAUCAACUCCUUCAACAAGUUCCCUUACCCCACCCAGGCGGAGCUGUCCUGGCUGACGGCUGCUUCCAAACACCCCGAGGAGCACAUCCGGAUCUGGUUCGCCACCCAGCGCCUAAAACACGGCAUCAGCUGGUCCCCGGAGGAGGUGGAGGAGGCUCGGAAGAAGAUGUUCAAUGGCACCAUCCAGUCCGUGCCCCCGACGAUCACCGUGCUGCCUGCCCAGCUUGCCCCCACGAAGAUGCCGCAGCCCAUUCUGCAGACAGCGCUGCCGUGUCAGAUCCUCGGCCAGACCAGCCUGGUGCUGACCCAAGUCACCAGCGGCUCCACCACCGUCUCUUGCUCCCCCAUUGCCCUUGCCGUGGCUGGAGUCACCAACCACAGCCAGAAGAGACCAUUAGUGACCCCACAAGCUGCCCCAGAGCCCAAGCGUCCACAUGUGGCCCAGGUGCCAGAGCCUUCCCCUAAGAUCCUCAACCCCCCGCUGCCCUCCGCCAGUGACCGCAAGAAGACAAAGGAGCAGAUCUCACACCUCAAGACCAGCUUCCUUCAGAACCAGUUCCCCGACGAUGCCGAAGUCUGCCGGCUCAUGGAGAUGACUGGCCUUGCCAGGAGCGAGAUCAAGAAGUGGUUCAGUGACCACCGGUACCGGUGUCAAAGGGGCAUCGUCCACAUCACCAGCGACUCCAUUGCCAAAGAGCAGAUGGCCGUCACCACCUCCCAGCACGGCCGCACGUACCCUGCCUACCCAGACUUCACCCCCGCCAAGUUCAAAGAGAAAAGCCAGGGUCAGGUGAGAGUCCUCGAGGACAGCUUUGUGAAAAGUUCUUUCCCUACCCAAGCGGAAUUGGAUCGGCUCAGGGUGGAGACAAAGCUGAGCCGGAGGGAGAUCGACUCCUGGUUCUCGGAGAGGAGAAAGCUCCGGGACAGCAUGGAGCAAGCAAUCUUGGAUGCCAUGGGGUCUGGCAAGAAAGGCCCAGAGGCGGUGGCCCCCAACGGUGCUCUGGCUCGCCUUGACCAGCUCUCUGGCGCCCAGCUAGCCAGCUCUCUGCCAAGCCCUUCCCCAGCAACGACAAAAAAUCAAGAACAGGUUCAUCUCCUGAGAAGCACGUUUGCAAGAACCCAGUGGCCUACUCCUCAGGAGUACGACCAGCUCGCAGCCAAGACCGGCCUGGUCCGAACUGAGAUCGUGCGCUGGUUCAAGGAAAACCGAUGUUUGCACAAAACGGGCACGUUGAAGUGGAUGGAGCAGUACCAGCAGCCACAGCAGCUUGUGGCAGACGACCACGGCUACGACGCCCUCUCGAGGAAAGCAGCAAAGGGUGUGGUCACCGAGAGCCCCAAGAAUGGGAGCGAAGCGGGUCCCCCCUAUUUCAAGGACCCCAAAAAGCUCUGCAAAGAGGACUUGGAGAAGUUGGUGCCCAGGGGGAAAGUCGGCAGUGAACAAGUCCAGGACCGUUUGCCUCCCAAGCCCUCAGAGGCCACCUCGGACCGGCCGGAGGGUAACAGCCGGGACGGCCAGGGCAAUGAGAACGAAUCUGGCGUUGUGGACUGGGUGGAGGUGACCGUGGGAGAGGAGGACGCCAGCUCAGACAGGUCUGCAGCCGAGGGCACGGCAGAACUGGCCGACUCCGACUCCGAUGCAGCCCCUGCAGAGGCUGGCCACGCCUAGACAGAGACUUUGUCCGAACUGCUGUGCUGAGACAGGAGACACUUCGUCUUGGAUGAAAGAAGAGAACUUCCCUCCCCCAGCCACCCUGGCCAGAGACUCCAAGUGGAACUAUUCAGUAGCUCGUGUGUGCCUGCAGGGUUCAGGAACCCAGAGGUCUGGGUGGGAAUUCCUCGUGCCAAAGUCCUACUACUGCAUUUUCAAUGGGUCCUUGUAAAUAGUUGCUCCUCUGCCCCAGCCUCCACCUCUUGCUAUACUGGAACGAUUUGUACAAUGUGGUAAUUUUGUUACCUUUUUUAUCAAGGGCAACUUCCUUUUCCAGCACUAUCAUUGGAAGGUGGGUUUGGGGGUUGUUGGGUUUUUUUUUUCCCCAGGAAGGGGAGGGCUAAUCACCUGUGCUUUUUCUCUUGUAUUCUUUUCUCAUUGGUAUUACUGGGGGAGGGGGGGAAGGUUAGCAUUAGUGUCAUUAUAUCUACUGGAUUUUAGGUAGGGAAGAAUUCAUUUUUUAAAGGUAGUCAGAAGUUCGGGAGAUUUCAGGGGAACGGGAAGGGCUAAGUUUGGGGCAUCGGUAGCAACUGGAAGAGGGUUUGCUGUGGGCACAUCUUUCAAAGUGACCUGUGUCCAGUUCUUCCCUCUACCCCUUGCAGGCUCCUUGUUUAACUAAGCACUGGCUUUCAGAACUACCCGGGGCUGGGUCCAGAAUAACAACUUCCUGGCCUACCUGCACCAGGUGCACUGGGUGGCAGGCGACUGUCCCUUAGAGAGGAUUCUGUGCUGGUUCACGUUACCAUGAUGCAUGCAUCAUUAGAACAAAAGGAGCUUUUCCCCCUCUCAAUGGCACAAAGGCCCACGGUGGCUGGUUCUCAUCUCUGUGCCUAGCUGCCUUUUCCCAGAGUGGUACUAGACAAGAUAGCAGCGUAAGGCCUCACCAUGACUUGAUCCUUUGUUUUGUGUGUUUGUUUUGGGCUAAUUUUAGAUUCCUGGGUGCACUUCCUUUACCCCCUUCUCCUCCCCGCACCCCAUACAUACACCCAGUUAGUCCUAACUCUUAAACCAAGAGGCCUAUCUGGUGUAAAUGUUGCAAUAUGAACUGUGUUUGCAAACCAUCCUCCUCCCCCACUCACCGCCCAUUGUUUGAGUACACUGCACAAAUAAAAUACUAGGGAGUUGGAACAAAAGCGGUUUUUUUCUAACCUGUUGCUCAUUUGUUGUAACUCAAUAAAGCAAAGACUAA
Molecule: messenger RNA, 4895 nt
Organism: Sorex fumeus (smoky shrew)
Lineage: Eukaryota; Metazoa; Chordata; Mammalia; Eulipotyphla; Soricidae
Gene: ZHX2
Product: zinc fingers and homeoboxes 2
Exons: 4
Coding region: 1163-3664 (833 amino acids)
Biological process (GO): regulation of transcription by RNA polymerase II
Cellular component (GO): nucleus
Molecular function (GO): DNA binding; DNA-binding transcription factor activity, RNA polymerase II-specific
Source: RefSeq, a predicted model, not a curated record